This is a messenger RNA of Chenopodium quinoa (quinoa), 1227 nucleotides long. RefSeq names its product COBRA-like protein 1. Lineage: Eukaryota; Viridiplantae; Streptophyta; Magnoliopsida; Caryophyllales; Amaranthaceae. Gene Ontology annotation, biological process: plant-type cell wall cellulose biosynthetic process; cellulose microfibril organization. Gene Ontology annotation, cellular component: plasma membrane. The coding region runs from base 114 to 782 and encodes 222 amino acids. The record is from RefSeq and is a predicted model, not a curated record. The transcript is spliced from 4 exons.
ACUUGGAAAAUAAUAAUACAGUACUCCACUUUGUAUUACUCCGUAUUUUUUUUUGGAAUAACUAACACUUAAUUCAAGGUGACACAAAAAUAAUUAUCUAUCAAAUUCAGAUCAUGCCCAUGUUCAGGUUUUUGAGUUCUCUUGUGUUCUUCCUCUAUCUCUCAAACUUCAUUACUACAGAAGCGGCUAAUAAUGGUUCAAAUGGAAAUAUCACAAUCAAGUGGGAUGUUUUAAGCUGGACUCCUGAUGGCUAUGUUGGUGUAGUUACAAUCUACAACUUUCAAAGGAAUCGUAGCAUUCGAGCACCAGGAUGGGAAUUGGGAUGGACGUGGGCAAGACAGGAGAUGAUAUGGGCUAUGACAGGAGCUCAAGCAACAUACCAAGGUGAUUGCUCACAUUUUAAAGGAAGCAUCCCACAUAGUUGUAUAAAGAACCCCACUAUAGUAGACUUGAUGUCUGGAACUCCUUACAACCAACAAAUCGAAGAUUGUUGUCGAGGAGGAGUGCUCGCUCCAUGGUCCGGACAUGAUCAAGCUCGUUCCAAGAGUGCUUUCCAAAUCGCGGUGGGACAAGAAGGCACUACCAUUCAAACUGUCAAAUUGCCCAAAAAUUUCACGUUCAAGGCACCCGGAGAUGGUUAUAGCUGUGGACCUGCUAAGAUAGUUAAGCCUACUCGAUUUUUUACAGCGGAUAAGAGGAGAGUUACUCAAGCUAUAAUGACUUGGAAUGUUACAUGCGUAUAUUCUGGUGCCCGGAAAUCUCCUGCACAAGUCGGGUUUUAGGGAAGAUCAAGCACGGCAACUAGCCCUGCUCCCUGGCCUCAGCUUUCUCCUCGUGGAUGGAUCGGAUUACAUUAAUACACUCCCUAAUCAAAUCAGAUUGCCACUGAAUUCACAUAGUUUAUUUUAUUUUCUGUUUUGAAAAAUGUAAUCAAAGAUGUUAUUCGUGCCAGAUGUUGUGUAUCUUAAUGCUAAUAUAAGGCUAUAAGCUAACAAAGUAAUAAUAAGCUUGUAAUUGUGAUGGAGUGAUGCUCCUUAUCUUUUUAUCUUAUAAAUUAAAGUUCACAUUUGGAUGUUAUGGCUUUUAAUUUUAAUGUUCCAUACUUUUUUUUUGAAAAGGCGUAGUCUAGUCUUAAUUGGCUAAAGUUGUCUGUUACUCAGUAUUCAAGAUAUCCUGUCUGGGGGAGCUUUGUUAUCGUUGUAGAAACUUCUACUCGUAGUAGCCAUC